GUUCGACGGCAAGGGCAAUUUCCCCUCGCAACCCAUACUUUCACGAUGCGCGGAAAACGUAGCAAACAAUACCGCAAGCUGAUGAAUCAGUACCAAUUGACAUGGGGAUUCCGCGAACCGUACCAAUGUCUAGUCGACGCCGAAAUGGUGGUUGACUGCCACAACUUCAGAUACGACCUGCUCGCCGGGCUGGAGCGCACGCUGCACGGCAAGGUUAAGCCAAUGAUCACACAAUGCGAGAUCCGCAAGCUGUACCUACGCAAGAACGAGCCCGACAUGAACAAAAUCAUCGACUUUGCAAAGACGCUCGAGCGGAGACGCUGCGGCCACUUGCCGGAGGACUACCCGGAACCCCUGAGCACGAUGGAGUGCAUGAAGGCCGUCGUCGACCCCAAGAGCAACCUCGUCAACAAGCACCGCUACUGCGUCGCCAGCCAGUCGGGCGACGUGCGCCGCAUGCUCCGCGAGAUCCCGGGUGUCCCUCAGAUUUACAUUAAGCGAUCGGUCAUGAUCCUCGAGCCCAUGGCGACGGAGAGCGUGGCGAUCAGGACCAAGGAGGAGAAGAGCAAGUUCCGCGACGGGCUCGUCAGGCCCGAGAGGAAGAGGAAGCGCGAGGAGGAUGAGGAGGACGACGACGACGAUGAGAGCGGAAAGGAGGGCAAGGCCGGAGGAGCAGGAGGAGCUGCCCAAGAGCAGAAGAAGAAGGACAAGAAGAGGGGACGCAAGGGACCGAACCCCUUGGCGGUCAAGAAGGCGAAGAAGGCCACGAGCGGCGGCGACGCGGCGCACAAGGAAGCAAAGGAAGCGCGGGCCGCGGCGGAUGGAGGUGGGGGAGAGGGAGAAGGCCCGGCGAAGAAGAAGCGCAGAAGACGGAACAAGGGCCAGGCCGCUGGCGAUGCGGCGGACUCGUCGAGUACGCCUGCUGCGAACCAGGGCGAGGUGUCGACAGAGCAAGCGGCAGCGGAAAGCUCGUAG
This is a messenger RNA of Colletotrichum scovillei, 975 nucleotides long. RefSeq lists its product as uncharacterized. The record is from RefSeq and is a predicted model, not a curated record. The transcript is spliced from 2 exons. Gene Ontology annotation, cellular component: nucleolus; small-subunit processome. Lineage: Eukaryota; Fungi; Ascomycota; Sordariomycetes; Glomerellales; Glomerellaceae. The coding region runs from base 46 to 975 and encodes 309 amino acids. Gene Ontology annotation, molecular function: small ribosomal subunit rRNA binding.